Messenger RNA from Centruroides sculpturatus (bark scorpion), 2060 nucleotides. Its product is annotated as repulsive guidance molecule A-like. The transcript has 3 exons. Gene Ontology annotation, molecular function: coreceptor activity. Gene Ontology annotation, biological process: BMP signaling pathway. Gene Ontology annotation, cellular component: plasma membrane. Bases 482 to 1747 code for a protein of 421 amino acids. The record is from RefSeq and is a predicted model, not a curated record. Lineage: Eukaryota; Metazoa; Arthropoda; Arachnida; Scorpiones; Buthidae.
AGAAGCAAACGAUUUUAAAUGUUAAUACUGCUAUCAUUACCAAUAAAAAAUGCGUGUUUUUAUAAUAAAGAGAUUCUUUUUUUCUUUCUUUAAAGCGUUUUAAUCGAAAUGCACGAAAAACAUUUCAAAUAAGAAACUUUGCGGUAAACAAGUUUUAAGACGGAUUGUUGGUUGACAAAAGAAGAAGAAGAAAGAAGCGUAGUCUUAUUGACACAUAAUCCAUUCUCGAACUUGUUUCGUGCCCGAUUGUUGAUGGAAGCAUCCCCAAGGUGAAGCCGAGCAGCCAAUGAGAGACGCCACCUGGGUCACCCUUUAGGGAGGGAAACAGUCAGGGUCAAAACUCCACCCGUCGCCAUGUUGGGAGGCCGUGGCGAUUAUCUGAAAUUUUUACCGUUCGAUUGAUAAUCUCAUUUUAAUACUCGAUGUUCGAAGUACGCGUUAAGAGAAUCUAUCAAUUCGCAGCCCCAUUCAAUGGGCUGUGAUGGGAACUCGAAUCGACGGCAUCAAUUUUUUCGUUGUCGUCUUUUUCCGUUUGACGUUCUCUUUAUCGACAGUUUCAUCUUCAUGCCAAGUGGAAGUGUGUUCUAGAGAGUAUGCUAGAGCUACUGCUUCAGAACAUAUAACUCGUGGUCCAAGUUAUCAGUAUUGCACAGUACUGAGAAGCUAUUCAGAGUGCAUCAGGGCCACGGCACGUAGUUGCCGUGGUAACCUGGAAUAUCACUCUAUUUUAUCUUUAGUGAUGCAGUGGAGUAAUGAUUUUAAUUGUUCUUAUAUUAUUGCUCAUGGACGACCCGAAUAUCCUCCAUUUUAUAAUGGCCGAGUUAAACCAAGACCUACUUUUGCUACUCAGUGUACAUAUAAAGGACGUUUCCAAAACAACAUUGUUUAUAGUCACUGUGGACUAUUUGGAGAUCCACAUCUUAGGACAUUUCACAAUGAAUUUCAGACAUGUAGAGUAUUAGGAGCAUGGCCUCUUAUUGAUAAUUCCUAUCUUGCUGUUCAAGUAACAAAUAGUGCUGUUGUUAAAGAUGGUGCUGCUACUGCAACAAGCAAGGUAACCAUCAUCAUUAGAGAGCAUUCUCCUUGUACUCCUGAGAAAACAUAUGUAGCUCAGACUGACUUCCUGCCCAGUGUAUUUGUUGAUGGUACAAAAAGCAGUGGGCCAGAUAAAAAUGUCAGAAUUAAAGAAGAAGUACCAGGACGUCAUGUGGAAAUAUACAUAAGACAUAUAUCUACUCGAAUAGUUUUGCAUCAGAUAGGACAUUAUCUUACUUUUGCUAUUCGUAUUCCUCAAGAAGUUGCCAUCCAGAAUGGAAGAAGUGAUUCCUUCGAAUUGUGUGCUAAAGGAUGUCCAAAACAAGAAAGAAUAGAUUACAGUCGUCUGUUUUCUCUUCCUAACCAGUGGAUUCCAAUAGUGACAAAAAACGGUAAAGCCACAAUAACCGUCCAACAGGCAGCCAAAAUGUGUAGAGAGUUUAAUGUAACAGACUUUUAUUUUGAUGCCUGUAUUUUUGAUUUGUUAACAACUGGUGACAGCAGUUUCAGUCAGGCAGCAAGACAGGCCAUGAAGGAUGUGAUUGCACUGUAUCCUUCCUCUGUUGGUAUGCCUAAUAAUCAAUCUUUCUUCCUGUCUGGAAGAAUAAAUCUCGACGAGAGAGGCAUACUAAUAAAUAAAUCCAGCCAAACAGCAUUUAGCAUUAUCUUAACAGCCAUUUUAAUCUUGCUGUUUCUAUGCUUGAACAAUUAAUGACACAGUGUAUUCUUUUAAGCUGUAUAUACGGUAUAACUAUAUUAGAUAUUUGUCACACAGAGCAUUAAAUAGGGGAAAAAAUCUUUCCAAAUGGGUUGUAUAUAGUCAAAAGCAGUUGGCAUUAAUCAAAAUGCUAUUUUGAAUGUAAGUGAUAUUUUGAUCUCUUUCCAUCUAUUAUAAUUCCAGUUUUAUAAGUGCAUCAAAGCCAACAAUAAAAAAAAGUAAGUAGAGAAGUCAAGUACAAACUGUAAUAAUCAUUAGCAUGUAUUUAUAUGAUUUCAUUGUAAAUAAACUAGUUUUAUUUGUAGAA